CGGGGCCUGGGGAAGAGGUGGGGCUCUUCACAGGGUAAACUGAGGCAUGCCUAGCUUCCUUGAGGUUGAGCCCAACCUCCCACCCCAAUUUGGAAGCUGGGGGGGGGCCUGAUUCCCAUUUCUCCCCAGUAUGGACCCCGCCUCUCCCCAGAGCUCCAGUGUUAGGGACCCACUUGGCCCCCCCCCACCUGAUUGGGGGCAGCAGGCCAUGACCCCCCCUCUGUCCAACCCCUCAGCCCCUCCCUGCUUCACCAGUUGCCCCCCCCAGACCCAGCUGCUCCCCCCUGGCACCUUGAUCUGGCUCAUGGGGUCUUGCCUCACCAAGGCUGAUGCCCCUGCCAUGGAUGCCAGCCUCGGGCCAGGUGGGGAUAGAGGGCUUCCUUCCCAAUCGCAGUAGCGCCCUGGCACUGGGCUGGGCUGGGCUGGGCUGGGUGGAAGGGGUUGUGAGGGGAGGGUACUGCUACAGGGGCUAAGGUCUGGGGGGGCGGGGGGAAUGUCCUGGACGCCUGGGUCCUCGUGUGGCACCAGCCCAUGUGAGAGCGAUGUGUGCGUGACCUCCCCCCGCCCCCGUGACUGGGGGGGGCAGGAUAGCCCCCAAGCCCACUCCUUAGGUUGGGGGGCACCUCCCAGCGAGCGGGCAGGGCUUCAGCUAGGUCCCGCCCCCAGGGAUGUGGGCAGGGCUUCCUGUAGAGUGCAACUGAGAGCAACCCCAGGGCCCUCUAUUAAUCUGGGGGGGGAGGGAGUCUCUCCCCCAGAUCUGCCCCUGCCCCAUGGAGGCCAAAUUGCCUGGGGGGCGGCACUUAGAUGGUCCCUUUGCCCCUCCCCCACUGCUAUGGGGACCCCAUUGUGAUGCGUUUCCUUUGCUGGGAAACAGGGCCAAGCCCCUCGUCCCCCAGGGCGCCCCAGCUGACUUCCCCUGGGGUCUCUGUCCAGCCUCACCCCCCCACCCUUGACCCCCCAACUUGACCCUUGAACCCCACCCCUGAACAUGUGAGAAGAUGCCCGAGAGCCUGGAGCUCGAAGCUGACGGGUCCCCAGAGAAGUUUCCUGCAGACGUGGAGCCAGAGCCUGGGGACCUGAUUGAGAUCUUCCGCGUCGGGUACCAGCACUGGGCCGUGUAUGUGGGCCAGGGCUUUGUCAUCCACCUGGCCCCGUCCUGUGAGCUGCCCAACGCGGGCCUGGACAGCCUGGCGUCGGUGCUGAGCUGCAAGGCGCAGGUGCGGCGGGAGCGGCUGGGGGCGGUGGCCGGGGGGCACCGCUACCGUGUCAACAACAAGCACGACGGGAGCCUGCAGCCCCGGCCCAGCCUGGCCGUGGUGGGCAGCGCCGAGGGCCUGGUGGGCUGUGAGCUGGCCUAUCGCCUGGGCAGCUGCAACUGCGAGCACUUCGUCACCCGGCUGCGCUACGGCGUCGCCCGCAGCGACCAGGUCCAGGACAUCGUGGUGGGCGUGGGCGCAGCUGGCCUCAGCCUGGCAGCGCUGGGCCUGCUGAGAGCCGUGGUGAAGAAGAGACACCGGCAGAACCAGUGACGCACUGGGACACAACUGGGACUGGGGGUUUUGGGGGGGCCUUCCAAGAUUUCCAGGGGGGAGGGGCAUGUUUCAGCCUGUGCCUGUGUUUGGGAGGGCCUCAGGGACCCCCCCCAGUCCCCCCAUUUGAUUCACAGAAGAGUAAAGGCCAGAGAUUGGUACAAAGCCUCUAUGCACGGUGCUGUACCUGUGGGGGAGCGGGGGAUCAGGGUCCAAGUUUAACCCUCCAGAUGCUGGAGUGGUGUUUCAGCCUUUCUCAUGCUCUGUCUCAUCUACCCCCUCCCCCCCGCACAGCAAAGGGGGGUGAAAAAAUGACCUGUAUGGGGAUAGUUAGCCCCCCUCUCAAGCGUGGGGGUUGUCUGGACUCAGCUAGAUGGUGGCCAGAUCCUUCAAUGACCCCCGUCCAACCCAGUGCAGCUGGGAGGGGGCUCAGGGAGCCCCUCCUGCUCCUAAAAAGCAGAUGCCUGCCCCUUAACGAGAGCUGUGCCCUGCCAGCGAGGCCGAAACCUGGCCGUCACAGUGCCCCUUUCUGCCCUGCUGCCCUGUUUCCAUGCCGACAAGGCGGCUGCCAGUUAACGAGCUCAGCUAAUGCCACGUAACAAGGCUAAUUGGUCUCCCUUUAGCCAUUUUCUUGGCCCCUUAUAGGGCUUUAUUAUAUCCCACAGGCCCCUUCUGCCCCCUUCAGCUAACGAGGAAGCCUGGCCUAACGAAGCCUGCGGUGGUCUAGCGAUGGGGCCUCUAAUUGUCCCCCGGGGCCUAUUUUACUGCGUUGG
Molecule: messenger RNA, 2302 nt
Organism: Alligator sinensis (Chinese alligator)
Lineage: Eukaryota; Metazoa; Chordata; Crocodylia; Alligatoridae
Product: HRAS-like suppressor 3
Exons: 4
Coding region: 999-1529 (176 amino acids)
Biological process (GO): N-acylphosphatidylethanolamine metabolic process
Cellular component (GO): cytoplasm
Molecular function (GO): A2-type glycerophospholipase activity; glycerophospholipid phospholipase A1 activity
Source: RefSeq, a predicted model, not a curated record